Molecule: messenger RNA, 1272 nt
Organism: Helianthus annuus (common sunflower)
Lineage: Eukaryota; Viridiplantae; Streptophyta; Magnoliopsida; Asterales; Asteraceae
Product: branchpoint-bridging protein
Exons: 8
Coding region: 78-1154 (358 amino acids)
Biological process (GO): positive regulation of cytoplasmic translation
Cellular component (GO): cytoplasm
Molecular function (GO): zinc ion binding; mRNA binding; single-stranded RNA binding
Source: RefSeq, a predicted model, not a curated record
AUGUCCACACACACAGUUUCAAACAACUUCAUCUUCUUCUUCUUUACCCACAUGAAAAAACUCUGUCUGCAACUCCAAUGGCUUCUUCUUCUUCUUCAUACAUAUUAUUAUUAUCUUCUUCCAUUCGAAUAUUUACCCCUCAAUGGAACCAAAGCAACAGAAAGUGGCUCCUCUCACACCGCAAAAAGAAGCAUUCUUUCACUGUCUGCUGCUCCUCUCUCAACGAUGACGACUCCAUAUCUCCAACACAUAAUCCCAAAACAUCUGAGAUGAGUUAUGAUCCUUCAGAAGAUCUUUUUGGAGUUUCUGCUUAUUUGCAACCUAGCAAUUUCAGGAAAUCUCUUCCAAGUAGCUCUACUCCAAGAUCAUGGUUCGGACCGAACGGUCAAUAUAUUAAAGAACUACCUUGCCCAAGUUGCAGGGGUCGGGGCUAUACCCCUUGCAACAUGUGUGGCAUUGAAAGAUCAAGAUUAGAUUGUUCACAAUGCAAUGGCAAGGGUAUGGUGACAUGUCAUCAAUGCGCGGGAGAAUGCGUAAUUUGGGAAGAGUCCAUUGAUGAACGACCAUGGGAGAAAGCUCGGUCAAUUUCUCCAUUGAAAGUAAAGGAAGACGAUGAAGUGGACAAUCUUGAAAUAAAAUUGUCCGCAAGGAACAAAUCAAAGCGUGUAUACAAGUCUCCGUCCGCAGAAGUUCGUUUGAAGAUUAGUCGAUCUCUGAAAAGCCUUAAUGCCAAAACCGGAUUAUUCACAAACCGAAUGAAAAUCAUCCAUGGUGACCCCGAGCUCCAUGCGCAAAGAGUCGCUGCUAUUAAGAAAUCUAAAGGGUCGGCUGAUGCAAGAAAGCAUGCUUCACAAUCCAUGAAAGCCUUUUUUAGUGAUCCAGAAAACCGACGCAAGAGAAGCAUUUCCAUGAAAGGAGUGAACUUUUUCUGCAAAAACUGUGGUCGCAAAGGACACCGUCGACACUACUGUCCAGAACUUGAUAAAGAUUCAGCAGAUCGACGGUUCAGAUGCAGCUUAUGUGGCGAAAAGGGUCAUAACAAAAGAAGCUGCAAGAAAGACGACAGUUUCGAAUCGAAAGUAAAAAGUUCCAAACAGCCAUGUUGUAGUAUUUGUGGGAAACCCGGGCAUAAUCGCAGGACUUGUCUUCAAUGAUCAUAUUGAUUCGUUGAUUAACAAUUGGUUAUCGUUCGCUGAGCUGGCAUUUACUUCCAUAAAGAUGUUAACAUGCUAGGAUUUUUGUUUGAAUAUGUACAUAAAAACUGUACACAGA